AUGGCCGGACCCCCAGCCCCGCUGCUGCCCUGCGGCCUCCAGCCCCCAGCACCCGCUGCCCCUCUGCGGGGCUCCGGUGAUGCCACCCCCGCCGCUGCCCCCGGCAGCUCCCGGUGCCCCCCGCGGGGCCGGCGGCCGGGCCCCGGUUCCGAGCCCUGGGGCUGCGGGCAGCGGGGCCCGCGGCAGAGCGCCAGCGAACGGGAGAAGCUGCGGAUGCGGCGGCUGGCGCAGGCCCUGGGCCGGCUGCGGCACUACCUGCCCCCGGCGCUGGCGCCCGCCGGCCACAGCCUCACCAAGAUCCAGACCCUGCGCCUCGCCGCCCGCUACAUCGCGCACCUCUCGGCGCUGCUGGGGCUCGGCGAGGAGGCGCUGGGCCGGCGGCGGGGGGCGGCCCCCCGGCACUGCCCGCUCUGCCCCCGGGGCCUGGGCUGCUGCCGGAGCCCGGAGCCCCGCCCGCUGCCGCCCGCACCGGCCCCGAGCCACGCUGCGGCCGCCGGCGCUGCGGGAUGGGGGUCACCUCCCGUGGCUGGGCCCCCCCCGGAGCUGCUCGGGGCUGGCGGCGGGGGGCCGGGGGCCUGGGGGUCAUCAGCUCCCUGUGGCGCUGCAGCAGGCCCCCCCCCGGAGCUGCUUGGGGUUCCAGACGUGGGGCCGGGAGCCUGGGGGUCGGACCCCUACGUCCCUUCGAUGAGGACCCCCCCGGAGCUUCAGGGGAGCCCUGGCUCCACAUCAAGCAUGGCCAGGGUGUCUACCUGGGUAUGA
Melopsittacus undulatus (budgerigar) is the source of this 759-nucleotide messenger RNA. RefSeq names its product mesoderm posterior protein 1-like. The transcript is spliced from 2 exons. Bases 1 to 759 code for a protein of 252 amino acids. Gene Ontology annotation, biological process: regulation of transcription by RNA polymerase II; mesoderm formation; somite rostral/caudal axis specification. The record is from RefSeq and is a predicted model, not a curated record. Gene Ontology annotation, molecular function: protein dimerization activity; DNA-binding transcription factor activity, RNA polymerase II-specific; RNA polymerase II cis-regulatory region sequence-specific DNA binding. Lineage: Eukaryota; Metazoa; Chordata; Aves; Psittaciformes; Psittaculidae. Gene Ontology annotation, cellular component: nucleus.